Molecule: messenger RNA, 315 nt
Organism: Alternaria atra
Lineage: Eukaryota; Fungi; Ascomycota; Dothideomycetes; Pleosporales; Pleosporaceae
Exons: 3
Coding region: 1-315 (104 amino acids)
Biological process (GO): mitochondrial electron transport, ubiquinol to cytochrome c
Source: RefSeq, a predicted model, not a curated record
AUGGCUCUCGGACCUACCGACAUUCACGCGAAGACCAAGACCACAUGGCACAUCGGCUCAUGGGGUAACCCUUACGAGGGCGGUGGUCGACCCGGAAAGGGCGUCGUCACCUACGCACUGAGCCCCAACCGUCAGCGCCCCAUGGCUACCUUCAUCGGCAAGGGCUUCUGGAACGUCGUGCGCCGCUCAAGGAACCAGGUUCUCUACUUCAUCCCACCACUGGCUAUCGCAUACGGCACCAUGCAGUGGGCUAUCGAGAGGAACGAGUUCCUCAACUCCAAGACCGGCCGUGCCAUGUUCGGCGACGAGGAGUAA